CAGUUGGUGAGGUGAGACUGAGACAAUCAUCAUUCAUAAAACAACAGAGUUUUCCUGUUUUUCAUUGUCUUUCUCCAAAUUCUCCGAGAUAAGAGAGAGUGCGGAAUUAAGCUUUAAGUUGAUCUGAAUUUAAUGGCUUCGACGAUGCUCAAUGCUCCUUCUAUAGUUCCUUCCAUUAAGGGGUUUGAUACCCAGAAGUUUUUUUGUCUUAGAUCCACCUCCAAUUUGAGGUUCAAUGUCGUUAAGGGCCGCCGGCAGCGGCUUUUUGUGGUGAGGGCAAGUGAAAGUCGUGAUGGGCAUGUAAAGAAGAUGGGACUGAGUGAUGCAGAAUGCGAGGCUGCUGUUGUGGCUGGGAAUGUGCCUGAAGCACCUCCUGUUCCGCCCACUCCUGCUGCGCCUGCUGGAACUCCCGUCAUCCAACCUCUUCAACUCAAUCGGCGCCCUCGUCGGAACCGCAAGUCCCCUGCUUUAAGAGCUUCUUUCCAAGAAACAAAUCUAUCUCCUGCAAAUUUUGUAUAUCCACUUUUUAUUCAUGAAGGUGAAGAGGACACACCUAUUGGAGCUAUGCCAGGAUGUUAUAGGCUUGGGUGGAGACAUGGACUUGUUGAGGAGGUUGGAAAGGCUCGGGAUGUUGGUGUUAAUAGCAUUGUGCUCUUUCCCAAAGUUCCAGAUGGUUUGAAGUCUCCCAUAGGAGAAGAAGCCUACAACGACAAUGGCUUGGUUCCUCGUGCAAUACGUUUGCUCAAGGACAAAUACCCUGAUCUUGUUAUCUACACAGAUGUUGCUUUAGAUCCAUACUCCUCUGAUGGGCAUGAUGGUAUUGUCAGAGAAGAUGGAGUUAUAAUGAAUGAUGAGACAGUACAUCAGUUAUGCAAGCAAGCUGUUUCUCAGGCCCGAGCUGGUGCUGAUGUUAUCAGUCCAAGUGACAUGAUGGAUGGCCGUGUGGGAGCGAUUCGUGCGGCUCUUGAUGCUGAGGGCUUUCAACAUGUUUCUAUCAUGUCUUACACAGCAAAGUAUGCUAGCUCAUUUUAUGGUCCUUUUCGAGAAGCACUAGACUCCAAUCCACGUUUUGGAGACAAGAAAACGUAUCAGAUGAACCCAGCAAAUUACAGGGAGGCUUUGAUCGAGGGUCGUGAAGAUGAGGCUGAAGGAGCUGAUAUCCUUUUGGUGAAACCUGGUCUUCCUUAUUUGGAUAUCAUAAGACUUCUCAGGGAUAACUCUCCUCUGCCAAUUGCGGCAUAUCAGGUUUCUGGGGAAUACUCAAUGAUCAAGGCUGGUGGGGUUCUCAAAAUGAUUGAUGAAGAGAAGGUUAUGAUGGAAUCUCUGAUGUGCCUUCGGCGGGCUGGUGCUGACAUCAUCCUCACAUAUUUUGCUUUGCAAGCUGCUAGAAGUUUAUGUGGUGAGAAGAAUUGAGAUUCAUAAGGGAAAUUGACUGAUGCCGUUGUGUAGAAAGCCGUGUGAAUUCCAUCCCUUCCUCACAAGUAUGUGUCAUUAGAAUAAGUUUAGAAUUUGUUAUUUGUCUGCUACGGCAUUGUUAUCCUCUCAAUUAUUGUUUUGCCAUUCAGCGUUUGCUAAGAAUCAUGUUGAAUAUCAUGUUUCUUUUGUAGAUUUAAAUUUUAUCUGAGAGAGCUUUUGAUACUUUCAUGCAUGGUUGUUCACUGCAGUCAUGAGUUAGCAUUGCCCUUUAAAUAG
Messenger RNA from Rubroshorea leprosula, 1692 nucleotides. The record is from the annotation of a GenBank genome assembly. NCBI's taxonomy places the organism in Eukaryota, Viridiplantae, Streptophyta, Magnoliopsida, Malvales, Dipterocarpaceae.